AUGACUUCCUUUUUUGUACCCCGUCGGGUUCUUACACCCUCCACAGCAACUCUCAGAGUUGCCUCUCGGCCCUUCUCAUGCCACUCCGCCCUACGGAACGACAAGCCCGCCUUCGCAUUCAGCCGCGGCCCAGCGCCUCCCAGACUUCCCAAGGAAGAACAAGAGAUCUUUGAGGAACUUCAGAAGCAAUCCACAGGCGCAUUCAGUACACCUCAGCGGACACCGCCCAAGGUCAACCAAUCACCCCAUUCGCAGCCCGCCAGUGAAGAGAAAACCGAGUUCAAGGCUACAGGCAAGGGAGAGGAGCUUCAUCCCGACCUGCGACUGGGGAUCAAGCCUGAGUUUGAGGGCGAGAAGAACCCCAAGACUGGCGAGAUUGGCGGGCCCAAGAACGAGCCGCUACGAUGGGGCGCAGGGGGAGACUGGAGCUAUGGCGGGCGUGUGACUGAUUUUUGA
Messenger RNA from Aspergillus clavatus NRRL 1, 456 nucleotides. RefSeq names its product succinate dehydrogenase assembly factor 4. Lineage: Eukaryota; Fungi; Ascomycota; Eurotiomycetes; Eurotiales; Aspergillaceae. Bases 1 to 456 code for a protein of 151 amino acids. The transcript has a single exon. Gene Ontology annotation, cellular component: mitochondrion. The record is from RefSeq and is a predicted model, not a curated record. Gene Ontology annotation, biological process: mitochondrial respiratory chain complex II assembly.